This is a messenger RNA of Diabrotica virgifera virgifera (western corn rootworm), 1552 nucleotides long. RefSeq lists its product as uncharacterized. The coding region runs from base 361 to 1452 and encodes 363 amino acids. The transcript has a single exon. Lineage: Eukaryota; Metazoa; Arthropoda; Insecta; Coleoptera; Chrysomelidae. The record is from RefSeq and is a predicted model, not a curated record.
AUUGCUGUAAAUAAAUCGGAAAUCGAGUGAAGUUUAGUGUCAAUUGAAAAUAGUUUAAUUAGUUUUUAUAGUUUACAGAAACUAUUAGUAAAACAGCGAAUGUUGUUUUUUAACACCGAAAAAAGACAAAUAAGUAAUCCCCUAAACCUCAUUUGUGCUUUUGAAAUCAAAAUUUCAUGAAUUUCUUCAGAUUUGAAAAUAUAUGGUUUUUAAUGGGUAAAUAAUGAAAAUAGCAGCUACUAUUAAUCACAUGCAAGUUUAAAUCGUGCAUAAAUCCUGAAUAUUAGAAGAAAGGAUUUAAAAGAACUUUCUAGACACACAUCUUUUAGUUUUUAAUAUCUGUAUCUUUUUCAAUAAAUCAUGAAUGUGAAACAAGAACGACACGAUGAAGCUGAGAUUAGAGAAUUGGCUACUAAACUUAUUAAGGCCAACAAGGCAAAAAUGAGUUUAGCCCAAAUGCACCAACAGAAAUUUCAAUGUUUUUUAAGUGGAGUCGAGAAAUCUCAACCUAAAAAUAAUGCUGAUACAAACGAAGCUGAUACCAAAUACAUUGAUCAAGAGUCAGUAAAGGGUAGAUUUGGAUGGACUAUGAUAGGUCAAAGCCAUAUUCCAUAUUAUAUUCUAAGGUCUGGAGAGAAAUAUUGUGCAGUGAGAAUGGUAGAAAUGAAAGUGUUCAAUUUUCUCUAUCAAGACUUAUCCAACUGCGUAAACAUUCCAAGUUAUUACAUAACUGAAGCUGAAGCUCGUUUGUUAAAUGAAAUAAACUUCAAACAUUGUGACUUCCAGUUCGGCCGUGUACAGUUUACAUCCCAGGACCUUAUAGCUAGACUGGUGGAUGGAAAUGAAUUUUAUCAGUUUUUAGAACAUUGUUAUACAAAGUUAAGGUGUAAUCACAUUGAGCACGUGAAGAACCUGGGUUGUUGUGGUUUUAUUCGCAUAAACAAGGAAUCAGUCGUACCAUUUACCUUACACAAUGAACAAAAGUAUGUACCUCUAUUUUACUUCGAAGGCGAAGUUGACAACCUUCGCCAAAUAGCAGAAAGAUUGGAAGGCUGGGGUUUAGCCUACCUAAAAUAUUGUUGUAAAGUUCAGGGAAUAAGGAAUGAGUUAUUUGCUCAUGAAAUUUGUUCAGUGAUUAGGUUAAAUGAUAUCAAGGACUAUUUUCCGCCGGGAAGUAUAUUUGAGGAUUACUGGCCUAAAAGGAAUCUAGAGUCACAACUAAUUAUCAGUAAAACAUCAACUAAUCUUAAACAUAAUAUUCUCCAGUGGAUUCAGAAACCAACUGCUCCUCUUUAUACAUACUCGUCCCCAUUUCCAAUACCAACAGCACAAACAAAGGUCCCUAAUGAUCACACACGUAAUGUGCACAUCUAUCCCAAUUACACGAUAGCAGAAGGACAGCCAUAUUACCAUGGAACUCAAAUGAAAACUGCUAGUGGUGCAAUCCUAUAAUUAUGCUCAUAAUACUGCACCACCACUGUAUUAUAAAUAUGCUUAUAUUUAUAAAUAGUUAUUUAUUAAAAAUAUACAUACAAAACAGAUUCGAACAGAC